Molecule: messenger RNA, 465 nt
Organism: Racocetra persica
Lineage: Eukaryota; Fungi; Glomeromycota; Glomeromycetes; Diversisporales; Gigasporaceae
Source: the annotation of a GenBank genome assembly
AUGGUCAAAAUUCUUGAUUACGAAAUUCAAGCUCCCGAACCAGAAGAGCUAUCAUUCGAAAACGAAGAUGGAACACAUAAAAACCUUUGCGAUCGUGAAGUAUCCAAGAUAGCAUCGAAGGAAUGGAAAAAGAAAACGUCGGACCUAGCAGCUUUUCUCAAAAGUUAUACAAAGAAGGUGAACUCAUAUCGCAAAAAUAAUUUAUUGCCCACCUUCAGAACUUACAAACCGAAGAAAGUUCGUCCCUCUAAACGAGCACUUAAAACUGCCGUCUCUUCGAAGCAAAUAAUCUCGGUAGACAUGUUCCUUAAUGGAAUUCCACCAACUCCUAUGCAGAGUGCCGUACCUAAUCAGGCUUUCAAUAUGAUUGAAGGUAAUAGUAAUGUAGUCUGUGAUGAUAAACUUAGUGAUUAUAAAGAAUUUGAAGAAUUUAUUGAUGUAGAACGAAUUUAUGGCAAAAAUUAA